Messenger RNA from Trichomonas vaginalis G3, 333 nucleotides. RefSeq lists its product as uncharacterized. Bases 1 to 333 code for a protein of 110 amino acids. NCBI's taxonomy places the organism in Eukaryota, Parabasalia, Trichomonadida, Trichomonadidae. The transcript has a single exon. The record is from RefSeq and is a predicted model, not a curated record.
AUGAGCCAACUAAAAACUAUUAAGCAAUUUCAAAACGGCGAAUUUGAAAUUGCGAUAUCAGUGUAUGAUACAGAUGCUGUCGUUAUCAUUCACAACGGAAUUCCAGGAGUUGGAACAAUUAUCAAAACUGAAAAAACAGACGGAUAUGUUGAUACAGAUGUUAUGAUUGGCUUAGAAAAUCAAAUGUUCGAAUUAUUAUGCAUUGAAUUGACGAAAGGAUUGAAAUUUGAUUCAAUAGUAUUCAUUUUGUCCUUUAAGCCAGAAAAAUUGCAAAACUUAGCUGACGUUCGUGCAUUUCUUGAUGAAUUUACAAAGAAUAUCAAUCAAAAAUGA